CUCAAACGUUCCGUUCCCCUUAAGGGUGUUGACACUGUAUUUGCCAGCUCUUUCAUAGAUGGCGCGAUAGCGCACUUUCUUUUCUUAUGCCAUGGGAGGCCCCAGAACCCUCAGACCUGUUUCAGCUCCGGAAUAGUUAAGAUGUCAAUUGAUCCUAACGAGGCCAGAGGCGGGAGUGGCAGGCGUAGAAGACAGUCUGCCGUCCCGUCCUUGGACCCGCGCGUUCAUAACUUUGUAGAUUUAAUUGACGUAGAACAAGUUGGUGAAGUUAGCCAAGAUGAUGAAGUGUCAGUGCCAAGUGAGUCGUCGGCGGAACGCCGAGCCUAUGCAGAGAUCGAGAGGAUGCGGCAGCAACGGGAAUUUGAGAGGCAGCAACGUGACAGGGAGAGGCAGGAAGAAACGGAGCGACGUCGACGGGAGAGGCAAGAACGCCACCAGCAGCGGGAUCGCGAGGGUCGCCUUCGACGAGAGCAAGAGGCCGGUCGUCGUUCGAGGGAAGAACGUCGCAACCGCGAUGCACGCCCCAGAUCCAGGUCCCCGCACCGCUCCAGACCGUCCCAGACGCCCGUAGUUCCGGCGCCUCCCGCCACGAGAAAUGCACUUCCACCGUCGCCGCCGCCGUCGGCCGGGACAUCGGAAAGAUCUCAGCAUCCAAGAAAGGUCCUGGUCUCGAAAGAAGAUUCGAGAAACCUCGCCGACUGGCUGAACAAGAGCGUCACGCCAGCCGAACUGAAGGGUUUUGCAGACAAAUACCCGAUUGAAUUCGAAAAGAAAGAAUUCAGCCUGGCUCCUCCACGUCUGGACGACUGGAUGACCAGGCGACUAAAAGAGUCCGCCGCCCACAAACCAGCCGAAGCGGCAGAGAAAACGUGGCUUUCGGUACAGCUUAAGGUCCUGGACAUAGCAGGACCGCUUGUCUAUCUCCACCAGCUGACGAAGCAGGGUCGCCCGCUGGACAUGGAAGAGGUGUCCGAAAACGUUAAAGUGGCGCUGGAGCUAACAGCCGCAGCGUCCUACGACAUCAACCGUAGAAGACGCCGGAACAUCCUCAACCAUACCGACCCUCGCUCCGACUACUUGCUGGAGGACCCCAAAUCCUUUUCAAGCAAGCAAACAGUUUCGUCACUGUUUGGCAAACGCUUCCUCGAAGCCAUGUUGAAAGAAGCGGACCAAGACGAAAAACUAAGCCGUCGUGGUCCACCAGGCCCAGCCCCCAAAACAGCUGGAGGACCGGUAACACGAUCAAAAUCCGGCAGAGGAGGCAGAGGGCAAUUUCCAUUCGACAACGAUCGAGGCGGCGGACGUGGGAGAAGCCCAGGGCGACUACCAUCCACUGGCAGAGAAAAGUCAGCUUCUUCUAUCCGCCUGGAUGUUAUCAGGACAAGCCUGUCAGACCAAGGCCUUCCGUCAAAAGUGGUCGACCUUUUGCUGGCAGGAAGCCGUCCAGCCACGAAUACUGCAUACCAGGCCGCCUGGCACUCUUGGUCAGAUUGGUGUGCUGAACAGCAUACCAAUCCCAUGUCUAGCACUUUGAGCUCGGUCCUCUCGUACCUGACUCAUCUUUUUGAGAUGGGUAAGUCAUACAGCACAAUUAAUCUUCACAGAUCAAUGCUGUCGAUGACCUUAGGGCCAAUCGACCACUUCCAAGUAGGUUCACAUCCGCUAGUAGUCAAAUUAUUAAGAGCCACCUAUAAUUUAAACCCUCCUAAACCUAAAUAUAGCUUUACAUGGGACCCUAAUGUCGUGUUAGAUUUCGCCAAGGCGGAUGGUGAGAACGAAUCACUCCGCCUCAAUAGGUUGUCGGCCAAACUGACCACGUUAAUAGCGCUUACUUCCCUGCUGCGCGUAUCCGAAAUCGCGGCAAUCGAGAGGAGCUCCGUUCGAUUCGACGAUGGAGCCGCAACUCUUUUUUUGUCGAAGCCAAGAAAGUCCCAGCACCAAGGCCCGCUUUCCUCAAUCAAGAUCCCUCGAUGCCCGGACAAAAUAGUUUGCCCGGUAGACUGCCUAGGGUUUUACAUUUACGUCACAGACCCCAUCAGACCGGCCGGCAACGUAGACAGGCUAUUGAUUAGCAACAUCGCCCCAUAUCGCCCGGUCUCGGCAUCUACAGUAGCGAGGUGGAUUAAAUCUUACAUGGAGAGGGCCGGAGUGGACACACAAACCUUCUCUGCGCAUUCAACGAGAGGUGCAGCGGCCUCAAAGGCAGUCGCUUCAGGAGUGCCAAUUGAAUCCGUUCUUACGGCUGCCCAGUGGUCAAGAGAAUCUACCUUCGCUAGAUUUUAUCAUAGACCCAUUGCCCCAUCUGAAAUCGCUUUUCAAGAUAACGUCAGCAGCGAACAGCUUUAAAAUCACCCUUAAGGGGAACGGAACGUUUGAGUGCAAUUAUUGGUUGCUCGAGGGAUGGCUCGGCCAUCCCGAUGGGCAACCUGAAUUGCACGAAAGUAAGAGAAGAGAACCCUUAAGGGUCUCUAUUUCCCGCCCUCUCCACCCGUAUAUUUUUCCGUUCAUCUGUCUUAUUCUGCUCGGUUUGUUAAUUGGCCCCUCCCUUUUAUCUCCUUUUUACAGAGGAGGAAGAAGCCGUGGCAGAGGAAGACGUGGCCGAGGAGGCCAGCAUUCCGCCAAUCAUUAGAAGACGCGGAGAUUGCGGAACGCUCCACCUAACUU
Molecule: messenger RNA, 2664 nt
Organism: Daphnia magna
Lineage: Eukaryota; Metazoa; Arthropoda; Branchiopoda; Diplostraca; Daphniidae
Product: vicilin-like seed storage protein At2g18540
Exons: 2
Coding region: 142-2346 (734 amino acids)
Biological process (GO): DNA integration; DNA recombination
Molecular function (GO): DNA binding
Source: RefSeq, a predicted model, not a curated record